UAAAAUAUAUAGAAGUAAGCUCAGAUUUCACAAACAGUAUUUGUAUACCGAGAAAAAGAACAACUAAUUUGUGAAAAAUGCCAUGCGUCGGAUGUGAAAAGGAAUGCAAAUGCACCGCAGAGAAGUGCUCUGAGAGCUGUAAAUGCAGCGCGCCUGGCAAAUGCGGCUGUAACCCAUCCAAAUCAACCGAAACCUCGAGCGGCGGUUGCUGCAAAAAAGUUGAGGGUGCUGGCGAGAGCAAAGUAGAGCAUGAGUGCUGCAAGAACGCCAAGAACUGAAUUAAGAAAGAUGAAUAUAUUGUAAAAGAACCAAAUCGAUGUAUUUUGCUUCAUUUGAUGAAAAUAUACCUGCUAGUAAGCUAUGUAUUUGUCAUCAUUAAACAUAAUCAAAAUGUUAUUACUAUACAUUUAACAAUAACUAAAUGAACUAAACUAUCGUAUAAAAUAAAAUACCUUUACCAAAAUGGGGUUUUUUUAGAUGGCAAUGAUUCAGCCUAAUUUCUAAAGUUGAAUAAUAUGAUGUGUACGUUUAACAAACGAGCCAACAACGUGCAUUUUAUUUAAUUUGUACAUUGCUAAAUUGCUUACACUUUUCUACAGCAAAAGGUGCGUGGGGCAAGAAUUAGAAUUGUUCACAUAAACGAGGGGCAGAUAAAACAUGAAAAUUAAACAAGUUUAAAUUCGUUAGCAAUUUCUUUAUAUUACAGCGUUAAAGAUCGGGUCUCAUGAUUUCUUUUUCAGUAGAGGUACAUAUAAAUAUGCAUAUAAAAAACAAUUUAAAAUUUGAUUUUCAACAAAUACGAGCCACUUACUAAUUAUAUUAUUAUAUAUAGUUAUAUAUUACUUCGCGCUGCACUGAGCUAAAAAAUUAGUGUAUGCAAUAUAAAAAAACAAUAUUCCUUUUAGGGCAAUUAAUUACUAAAUUUUUGUUUCUAACCAUUUAGGGCUUAAAUUUAUACAAAUUAAACGAC
Molecule: messenger RNA, 970 nt
Organism: Drosophila novamexicana
Lineage: Eukaryota; Metazoa; Arthropoda; Insecta; Diptera; Drosophilidae
Product: metallothionein-3
Exons: 2
Coding region: 78-278 (66 amino acids)
Source: RefSeq, a predicted model, not a curated record